AUGCACAAGACAUGUUUAAUAAAAUUAAUUAUGAUAUUAAUAAAACUGAUUAUUGCGGAGUAUAAAGAUCAUAUAAUAUAUUGGGAUGCUAGUAACUCAAUAUUUGAAGAAAACCCUGAUGAAUUGUAUGUCAAUGAGGGAGAUAAUUUAAUUUUUAUUUGUUCAACGAAUCGAACACAUGUACGAAAUCUUUACUGGACAAGUGAUCCUCGAGUAAAAAUGAAAUGCAAUAAAACAAUAUCAAUAAAUGUUAUCAGACUAUUAGAUUGCUUUAGUAAGAAAUCAUUAAAUGAAUUUGUACUUAAAGUUAGUCGAUUCCCGGAAAUCACAUCGCUUCCUACUUUUGAUUACAAUAUACCUGUACAUUUUAUAGCUCAUUCAUUUAUAUGCCAGAAAAAUAACAUCCGACUAAGUUUCAAGCUAGCAAAGAGUUCUCUGAAUGAUAAGAACAAUUCUCUUGUUUCUGAUGUUUUAAUGUUCCCUAUAUCAGAAUCGCAAUUGAUCGAUCAAAACAAAUCUGUGUCGAUUUUAAACAGAACAUUACAGUAUCAUUCAAAAACCAAAUUAGUUCUAGAAUCUUCAGUUACAUACAGAAAUCAUACUUCUAUUACCAAAGAACAAACAAUAGUCUGGAAAGAGUAUAAACUUUUACUUAUCCCAGCUAUAUUUGCAUUUCUUACAUUGAUUGGUAUAAAAAUUAUUCUAUGCAGUUUUUGGUUACCAAAUUCAAUUGUAAAUAAAUUUAUAGUUUACUUUAAAAAGUGUAAAUAUAGAAGAACAUCAAGAAGUCAAUCGAAUCAAACAUGUUACAAGCAUGAAACAAAAAAAUUGUUCUUAGACAAUGAUAUUUCUUCAAUGUCGAGAAUAGAUUCAUCAAAAGAAUGCAUCAGCAUAACAAGCCCAUAUCAAUGUAAAUGUUUAAUUGAACCGAUUGUAUUGCAUACAAAUUCUUGCACCAAGUGUACGCUGGAACAAAUUCAUCAAACAUAG
Schistosoma rodhaini is the source of this 990-nucleotide messenger RNA. Lineage: Eukaryota; Metazoa; Platyhelminthes; Trematoda; Strigeidida; Schistosomatidae. The record is from the annotation of a GenBank genome assembly.